This is a messenger RNA of Mesorhabditis spiculigera, 255 nucleotides long. Lineage: Eukaryota; Metazoa; Nematoda; Chromadorea; Rhabditida; Rhabditidae. The record is from the annotation of a GenBank genome assembly.
AUGCGACGACGCCGGAAAUGGUUGUUCUCUUCAUCAGAAUUCCCGAUCGACUCGUUCCUUCUUGGCGGCUUCUACGACAAAAUCGAGAUCGGCAUCCGCGAUCGGCGCAACAGUUUUCGGCCGCGAAGCGGGCGAUGGUUCCGCAGCGGGGUGCUGAUGCGCAUCGAUAACGCCCACCUUCGCCCAUGGGUCUCGAUCAGGGUGCUGUUGAGUCAACAGCCAGAUUACAUCAUUUACCCGGGCGUUGGCUUCGUG